GAGUGGAUGUGGAGCAGAGAACAGUAGCGUAACUACAAUGUAGGGGAGCCUGCACACCUAUUUGGCGGACCUACUCGAAUUGUUAGAUUUUCUAGCCAGAAAAGUGAGGGGCUCCCACAGAAGUAAAGUUACGCCACUGGUAGAGCAGUGAGCAGAAUAUGAACUUGGAACAUUUGUUAGGCUGCGGUGGUCCGUGGCAAGUGAGAUGGACGCGAAUGUGUGAAAACGAGGAACGAAGUUGGUCGCGCGCGGGAAUCGGUCGUUGGUGUGUUUGAUCCUUUUAUUUAUCUGGACGCAUCGCAAUUGUCGGUGCGGAACGAGUGUUUUUUACGACCGAGAGAGAAGUCUGUGUGUGUGGCAGUUGAAACGUUUGCGUGUGAAAAGAGAAUUCUUUAAUUAAUCGUAAUGGCAACUUUGGCUGAGCAAGCCUCCAAGUUGCUGGACUUUAACCAGAAAUUGGAUAUAACGCUUCUCGAUACUAUAGUAGGAUGUAUGUACACGGGAAUAGGGGAUCAACAGCGAGUGGCACAAGAAGUGUUGACUACGCUCAAGGAACAUCCAGAUGCGUGGACACGUGUCGAUACCAUUUUAGAAUAUUCACAGAAUCAACAAACUAAAUAUUAUGCGCUACAAAUACUGGAACAAGUCAUAAAGACUCGAUGGAAAGUCCUACCGAGAAACCAGUGCGAGGGAAUAAAAAAGUAUAUCGUCGGCUUGAUUAUCAAAACGAGCAGCGACCCCGAAACAAUGGAGACUUCCAAAGUCUAUUUGAACAAACUCAACAUGAUUCUCGUACAGGUUCUGAAGCGAGAAUGGCCAAAGAACUGGGAGUCGUUCAUCGGGGACAUCGUCGGGGCGAGUAAAACGAAUGAGAGUCUUUGUCAGAAUAAUAUGGCCAUUUUAAAGCUUUUGUCAGAGGAAGUCUUCGACUUCUCAAGUGGGCAGAUGACACAGACAAAGGCGAAACAUCUGAAAGACACGAUGUGCAGCGAGUUCUCGCAAAUUUUUCAACUCUGCCAAUUCGUGAUGGACAACUCGCAAAAUGUUCCACUCGUCGCCGUCACUCUCGAAACCCUGCUCAGAUUCCUCAAUUGGAUUCCUCUCGGAUACAUAUUUGAGACGAAGCUGAUCACUACUUUGAUAUUUAAGUUCUUAAACGUUCCAAUCUUCAGAAACGUCACGUUGAAAUGCUUGACGGAAAUCGCUGCCGUGACUGUGACGAAUUACGAUGACAUGUUCAUAGUUCUUUUCGCAAGCACGAUGCAGCAGCUGGAACAAAUGUUACCCCUGGAAACAAAUAUUCGCGAAGCUUAUGCGCUCGGUCAAGAUCAGGAACAAAACUUUAUCCAAAAUCUGGCGAUGUUCCUUUGCACUUACUUGAAAGAGCAUGGCCAACUUGUGGAGAAGAAGCAACUGAACGAGACCCUUUUGAAAGCCUUGCACUACCUCGUUCUGAUUUCGGACGUCGAGGAGGUGGAGAUUUUCAAAAUCUGCCUGGAAUACUGGAACGGAUUGGCUGCUGACCUCUACAGAGAGAAUCCGUUCAUGUCCACGUCUCCUCUUUUCUUGACGAAAAAUAAUGUCUCCAUCCCGCCGCGGAGAUUGUUCUACUGUCCGGUUUUGACCAAGGUCAGAUAUAUCAUGAUCAGCAGAAUGGCCAAGCCCGAGGAAGUUCUCGUUGUCGAAAACGAGAAUGGUGAAGUCGUGAGGGAGUUUAUGAAGGAUACAGAUUCCAUUAAUUUGUAUAAAAACAUGAGGGAAACCCUUGUGUACCUUACGCAUCUCGACUAUGUUGACACGGAAAGAGUCAUGACGGAAAAAUUGCAGAAUCAAGUCAAUGGCACUGAAUGGUCUUGGAAAAAUCUCAACACGUUGUGUUGGGCGAUAGGAAGUAUUUCGGGCGCGAUGCACGAAGAAGACGAGAAACGUUUUCUAGUGACUGUAAUAAAGGACUUACUCGGUUUGUGCGAGCAGAAAAAGGGAAAAGACAACAAAGCAAUCAUUGCCAGUAAUAUUAUGUAUGUCGUAGGACAAUAUCCGAGAUUUCUUCGAGCCCAUUGGAAGUUUUUGAAAACCGUUGUCAAUAAAUUAUUCGAGUUUAUGCAUGAGACACAUGAGGGUGUGCAGGACAUGGCAUGCGACACUUUUAUUAAGAUUGCACUGAAAUGCAGACGACAUUUCGUCACGUUACAGGUUGGCGAGGCCAUGCCGUUUAUAGAAGAAAUUUUAUCUACUAUUAGCAGUAUCAUUUGUGAUCUCCAGACGCAACAGGUGCAUACAUUUUAUGAAGCGGUUGGUUACAUGAUUAGUGCCCAGGUUGAUACAAUAGUGCAGGAGCACUUAAUAGAAAAGUACAUGCUACUGCCGAAUCAAGUUUGGGAUGACAUUAUAAGUCAAGCAUCGAAGAAUGUAGACAUUUUGAAGGACCAGGAAGCUGUGAAACAGCUUGCUAGCAUUCUCAAGACAAACGUCCGAGCGUGUAAAGCCCUUGGACAUCCUUACGUAAUGCAGUUAGGCAGAAUAUAUUUAGAUAUGUUGAAUGUUUAUAAGGUCAUGAGUGAGAAUAUUAGUGCUGCUAUAGCCUUAAACGGAGAAAUGGUGAUGAAGCAACCAUUGAUUAAGAGUAUGCGAGUCGUCAAGAAGGAAACUCUGAAACUAAUUUCGGAUUGGGUUAGCAGAUCGAACGACCAUCAGAUGGUUUUGGAGAACUUUAUUCCUCCUUUACUAGAUGCAGUUUUGCUAGAUUAUCAAAAAACGAAUGUUCACUGCGCCCGAGAACCAGAAGUGCUGAGUGCUAUGGCGACGAUCGUUAACAAACUCGAAGGCCACAUUACGAGUGAAGUACCUAAAAUAUUUGACGCCGUGUUUGAGUGCACCUUAGAGAUGAUCAACAAAGACUUCGAGGAAUUCCCCGAACACAGAACGAAUUUCUUCCUUUUGCUACAGGCAGUGAACGUCCACUGUUUCCCAGCUUUCCUCUCGAUUCCCCCCGCGCAGUUCAAACUAGUCCUGGACUCUAUUAUAUGGGCUUUCAAACAUACUAUGAGGAAUGUGGCGGACACGGGUUUGCAAAUUCUCCACCAGCUUCUGCAGAACAUCGAACAGCACGAUCAAGCAGAACAAAGCUUUUACCAGACGUAUUUCACUGAUAUUCUUCAACACAUAUUCAGUGUAGUGACCGACACUUCCCACACAGCCGGACUGACUAUGCAUGCGACAAUUUUGGCGUACAUGUUCUCCCUAGUGGAAUUGGGAAGAAUUCAGGUUCCUCUCGGUCCUGCUCCUGACAACACUGUUUACGUUCAAGAAUUCGUGGCGAGACUCCUCAGGGCGGCGUUUCCGCAUUUAACGGACAACCAAAUUAAAAUUACAGUUCAAGGUUUGUUCAACCUGGAUCAAGACAUCCCUGCCUUCAAGGAGCAUCUGAGAGAUUUCCUCGUUCAAAUCAGGGAAUACACUGGAGAGGACGAUUCUGACCUGUACUUGGAAGAGCGAGAGACUGCGUUACGAACAGCUCAGGAGGACAAGAGGCGGCAGCAGAUGGCCGUGCCCGGAAUCCUAAAUCCCCACGAAAUGCCAGAAGAGAUGCAGGACUGAAUCGACCAUGACCUCCAGCCAAUUUUCACAUCCAACCUGAACGAGGAAUGCUUUGCCGUAGGUACUAUCGUAUCCCCUUAAACGCCACCACCACCCCUACCAUUAUCGCAUCCACCACCACUACCACUUUGCAAGACCUUACGAUAAAAAGAAAAAGAAAAAAAACCCGCAGUGCUGGUCGCUAAUGUCUCUCCGAUUUUCAAGGCCAAUUUAGAACAGAUGCUGGAUUCGUAGCGCCUAUCAGGAAGCCACUAAUUAUCAGCACUGUGCUUAAACCGCCGAGUGUACAAUAUUACGCCCUUGUUACGGAAAUAAGCCCGAACUGCGGUGACUGUUUGUUUGUCUGUUAUAGGAUUUUAAAUGAAACGGAGUUUUUGUUGUCGAUUAAAUGCGAACACCUGCUUGGCGAUACUAUUUCGUGUACUUUUGACUAAAUAUUUCUCGCGGAUAAAAAAAAAAAAGAAAAAAUCUAAUUUUUUUUUCUCUUCGGGCGGGUGUUGAUCACUGAAAUCCAAAGGCUACGAUUUUUAGUUUUAUAGAAUUCGCAUCGAAUCUGACAGAAAGUCAACGAGAGAUUGAACAAACUUUUGAAUGUGUCUGAGUGCUGCUAAUUUGUACAAAGAAGUUAUCGAUGUUUGAAUUCGUUGGAAAUGAGAGACUUUUGGCUGAACAAUGGACAUUUGUUAGAAUGAACUUUUGAUCUAUUUUUGUUACAUAGAAUAAAGUAGCGAUUCCAUAAUUCAUUUUGUUUUUUUUCCUUUUUUUUUUUUGUUGAAUUAUUAUUAUUCAUUAUUAAUGAUUACUAAUUAUUAUUUCUACAGUCUAAGUGCUCUUUAUUCUUUGUAAUUGUAAGACCUGUGGGUAAAGUGGCUCGCGCGGUGGAUUGACUUCGACUCCAAUGAAAGAGAAUACAGGAGAGAAAGUAGAUAUGAGAAGAAUGAUUGUGACUGCGUGUGUGAAAACAAAAGAAGCAACUGGAGAGAUUGUAAUUUUUUGAUUGGAAAGUAUGGUGUCGAAUACUCACUCGGAUCGUAAAAUUCGCACCCAAUCGCAGAUACGGAUGAGCGAAGAUACCGAGUUAUAAUUAAUUACAUGUUUGAUUAACAAUAAAAAUGAUACGAUGAUAUAUUGAUACAUUAAAUAGAAUCGCCGCAGCAGGAUUUUAAGCGAUAUAAAUAUGCUAGAUGAAUAUGUGUGUUUUUAUCUGAGUGAAGCUGUAUUAUACACUACUAUUAUUGCUAUUAUAAUCGAUUGCGAAUCUUGAAUUGGCAACUUGUAAAUUAAAACUGAUGAUAACUGAGUUACUUUGCAGGAUUUCCUUUCCCGUUCGAGCGACACGAGAUCGUGAUUUUUUUUUAGCGAAUAACAGUCACAACUUCCGUUACAGUUGCAGUUUAUCAAUUCAGCUCACUCUCAGCUGUCUCUCGAUUGAAUCGACUUGUAACAACUCAAAUCGACUUUGUCGGACUUGGAUUGAAUAUGAAAUAAGGCCUAUUUGAUUCUAUUCUCUUUUUGUAGAGAUACAUUUUUUCGAGACCCGAGCGGAGGAGCAUUUACAAGUCGGAGGAAAGGCGAAUGUCAGAGUGUCGAAUGGUCUUUUUCACCAGAAGUGAAUCUAGGUAGCGAGAAUCUAGAGAUAUUUUCUAUGAGUACACGCGAUCCUUUUAUAAAGCUGUAGAAAAAAAUCGGGGGAAAACAAAAGGUGGAGAGGGCAAAUAAAUCCCUGUGGUUGUUGUAUAGUUGAAUUUCAAGUCGAAUGAUUUUGCUUAGCGUAUGUUGUAUACAUAGAUAGACCAAUGCAAAAUGAUGCGGACUAUAAAAACUAUUGAUAACAAGAGACUCGACGAUGAUGACAAGGCAUUGGCGCUUUACUUCCGACCGGAAAACCGAAUGAAUGUUAUGCAUUUCACUGAGCCGCGUUUCAAGCGCUGGCGUCGUAACUUUUAGGGUAAUUGUAUAGAAAUGUCCUUUGGCUAAAUAAAUGUGAUACGAUCGAUUUGUAACAAACUGUUCAUAUAAUAAGAAACACCUGAAUGGAAAAAAAAUAUUUACUUCUCCAUCAUCAGAAAUUUGAUUUCAAACCUACCGUUCAGUCAGGUAUUCCGAUGUCCAAGAUGGUAAUCUAGAGGAGAAAGAUUGGCGGCAAUUUUUGGACAAAUAACUUUUACACAGGGAAUUUAUACAAGUUAUUUUGACAAACAAAUUUUUUUUUAAAUUCCGUCACAGUCAACUUCUAGACGAAUUUAAAUAAACUCUGCAGAAGAUAAUUUAAUAAAUAAUAUUUUUCAAAUCCAAUACCGUUGAAUUCUAUACACAUGAAUAGUCUACAUAAGUCAUUUUAGUUUAAAAAACUGUACGUAUACAAAAUGUUUUUUUUUUUAGUUUAAAAACUUAGUGUCGCCUAAAAAAAAGUUUAUUUUUACUUUCUGUAGAAUUUCACGCUGUGUAGAGUUUAUUCGUGCAGAACCGCUACCGUCCCAUUUGGAAUUUGUAUUUUAUUUGUUGAAAGCUUAAUUUAUGCCUAAAAAAAUGAUAUAAAUUAUUAUGUAUUUGAAUUUAAUAGCUUUCGAGAAAUAAAAAAUAAUUUUUAGAGCUCCCAACAUUUUGUUACUGUGAAGAAAAAAAUAUUUGCUUCCCUGCAUCUGGUAGAAAUGUUUUUCUUUCAAAAAGAUGGCAUUGCAGCUUGGGAUACUUCCUUUUUCAAGAUUUACGAGAUCCUGGAUUUAAAAUAGCGAGAAUUCUUAUAAAAGUGGUGAGGGGGGAACUUUAUUUUUAGGGAGAAGAUAAGAAAGGGAAAUUUAGAACGAAGGGGCGAGACCGAAAAGCGCCAGCUUAGAAGCUUUAGAGCCAUUACUAAUUGUACCAUGCGACUCAAGUUUUACAGGCAGGCCUUUGGCUAAUGAAAAAAAGUCGUUUAGUGCGUCACGCGCGUCUUCCGAAACUAUUAUUUUACACUGUGCCUAAUGUAACUUAAAUGUUACUUGACGUAUUACUAAUGUUAGUAUUAAAUUUUUCUUUUGGAAGGUUUAGUUCUUAGGCGUCGCUAAUUUUCAGUUUUCGCGCUUGGAUGUUUAUGAAUUUAAAUUCUUGGAAUUUGAGUUUCUUUUUUAAAUUUGAUUUAAUUUAUUUGAAAUGCUUUGUAAUCUAUGGGUUUCCAAAAUUUGAAUGCUUUCAACAUUCGAUCGGAUUUAAAUUUGGAAGUUUAUAAAUUGGACUACAUUAAAAUGGAGAUUAUUUGAAGCUUGAAUAAUUUCAAGUAAUUUCAAUUCAAUGGAAAAAAUUGUAAUAUUUUAAAGUUGAAUGUUUGCCAUUUAAAAAUUUAUAUUAAAAAAUUGAGUUUCUUCUUACUUUCGGGGUCGUUAAAAAUUUUUCUAUUGAAAAUUGAAAAAUUUUACUUGGGGUUUCUCCUACUCUAAACACUUCCAGCACAUUAAACUCAGAAAUUAUUUUUCAUUCUGAAAAUAAUAAUAAUAAUAAAAUUAAACUCUUAGGAAAAAGAGUCUAAAAACGGUAGACUUAGUUUUUUUUUAAUGUAUUCAAGAAGACGCGCGCUUAUUCAAUUUGAAAAUUUUCUUUUGAGCAAAUACCAAGUUAUUAAUAAACACCUUAAAUUCACACAUAAAUUGUAUAAUUUCUUAAAUAUUUCUGCGUGAGCAGAGCAAUAAAGAAAAAUCUUACAUAGAAGAAAAAGAAGAUGUACUCUGGAAAAGAGGAUUUGGAUGUGUAUAACAGUAGAAAUAUUAGGAUAUUAUGGCAUUCGAAACUUAAGAUAAGUACCGGAAAAAUUUAAGUUUCUUGAGCGUCACUAGAAUAAUGUCAAAUAAGGAUGCUGUUUGAAAAAAACUGGUUAUUUUUUUUUAGGUCGCCGCCCAAGUCCGUCAGGGGAAAAUGUUUGAAUUGUCUCGGUACUUCCAAUUUUGAGAAAUUCGUAUGGUCAGUAUCAAAGAUGUCUCCCUGCAUAUAUGAUCGUAUUUUAAUUAAACCCACGAGAACGUACCAGAGUGUAGAUUUUUCUAAGCCUCUGAACAGUGGCAGUAGAGUAAUUGAGAAGAAGAUCGUGUGAUAGUCGUAGUUAUGGAAAUAGUACGUCGCGCGUGCCUGCGUGUGCGUGUGUGUGUGGAUGUAUAAGUUAAGAAUUCUAUCGGUUAUUCAUUAUAACGACGAAGUAUGUAAAGAGUUUAAUAAUACUUACUAAUAAAAUAUAAAAUACCGCUGUA
Molecule: messenger RNA, 7814 nt
Organism: Belonocnema kinseyi
Lineage: Eukaryota; Metazoa; Arthropoda; Insecta; Hymenoptera; Cynipidae
Gene: emb
Product: exportin-1
Exons: 14
Coding region: 406-3597 (1063 amino acids)
Biological process (GO): ribosomal small subunit export from nucleus; ribosomal large subunit export from nucleus; protein export from nucleus
Cellular component (GO): nucleus; cytoplasm
Molecular function (GO): nuclear export signal receptor activity; small GTPase binding
Source: RefSeq, a predicted model, not a curated record